ACAGUCAAAAGCUUGAGUCGUUUACUUGUCUCCCACUUUGGCGUUUCAGUUUGACCAGGACAAAACCAUGUCUUUCACUUCUAACUCCAAAACUCUCAGCGUGUAUGGAGGAGCUGGUGGUCGGGGAACCCGAAUCUCAUCCCCCGCCGGGUUUCUUAAUUCUUCUCCAAGAGGCUUUAAUCUGGUUGAUGGCUUAGACUUAUCUGCUGAUAAAAAGGCCACCAUGCAGAAUCUGAAUACUCGUCUGGCCUCCUACUUGGAGAAGGUACGCUCACUGGAGAAAGCCAAUACUGAGCUAGAGCAGAAGAUCAGUGACUGGUAUGAUAGUCACGAUGACGUCACAUUCGACCACACAAACUUCCAGGACACCAUCCAGGAUCUGAGGAAUGAGUUUAACACACGUUCCCAAGACAAUGCCAAACUCAUCCUGGAAGUGGAUAAUGCCAAACUGGCUGCUGAUGACUUCAAACGAAAAUAUGAAAAUGAACUGGCCAUGCGUCGGGAAAUUGAAGCUGAUACUGGAAAUCUGAGGAAAAUCCUGGAUGAGUUUAGUUUGAGUCGUUCGGAUCUGGAGUUGCAGAUUGAGGCUCUGAAAGAGGAAUUCAUCGUACUGAAGAAAAACCACAAGGAGAAUAUCACCUUGACUAUUGAGACUGGCGGUCAGGUGAAUGUCUCUGUGGACGCAGCGCCCUCUAUGGAUCUGAAUCAGGCCAUUGAUGAGAUCCGACAACACUAUGAGACUGUGACACAGAAAAACCGUGAAGAGCUGGAGUCCUGGUAUGAAAGCAAGAUGGCACCAAUGCAACAGGAGGUGAGCAAUCAUAAUGAAGAGCUUCAGGACAGCAGAACUGAGCUAAAGGACUUAACAAGCACCUUACAAAGACUGCAGAUUGAGCUGCAAACCCAUCAGAGCAUGAAGUCAAACCUUGAUGGGCAACUAGAGGACACAGAGGCCCGCUAUGGGAACCAGUUGGCUGGGCUUCAGACCACUGUUUCCAAUCUGGAGGACCAGCUUAGCCAAUUUCACGCUAACAUUGCUAACAACAAAGAAGAGUACGAAACCCUGCUGGACGUAAAGACCAGACUGGAACGUGAGAUUGCAGAAUACAGGAGACUGCUGGAUGGAGAAAAGAGUGAGAACCACAGUAAGUGAAUAUCUAUAAACUUCUCACCAAAACCAUCACAGUGAUGGAAACCAUUGUGGAUGGGAGGAUUGUGGAGAGCAGCGAGACUGUGGAUGUUCUUGAACUUGAUGACUAAUCUAGACUAAUCUUUUCAAAAAAGCAGUUCAAAUGAGGACAUCAUUUGUAUUACUAAUCCUUUCUGUUCAAACCCAGGGUGCUUCAGCUGUUUCAGAAGACAUACCCUUCACUGACACUGAACUGACACUGUCUUAAUUCACUAUAAUCUUCUAUGUGAAGUUGCUUUGACACAACUACAUUGUAAAACUGCUAUAGAAAUAAAGAUUAAUUCAAUUGAAUUGAA
This is a messenger RNA of Danio rerio (zebrafish), 1485 nucleotides long. It is a transcript of the gene krt98, whose product is annotated as keratin 98. The record is from RefSeq and is marked provisional. Lineage: Eukaryota; Metazoa; Chordata; Actinopteri; Cypriniformes; Danionidae. Gene Ontology annotation, molecular function: structural molecule activity. Gene Ontology annotation, biological process: camera-type eye development.